Molecule: messenger RNA, 4036 nt
Organism: Myotis lucifugus (little brown bat)
Lineage: Eukaryota; Metazoa; Chordata; Mammalia; Chiroptera; Vespertilionidae
Gene: DSG3
Product: desmoglein 3
Exons: 15
Coding region: 1-2922 (973 amino acids)
Biological process (GO): homophilic cell-cell adhesion
Cellular component (GO): plasma membrane; desmosome
Molecular function (GO): calcium ion binding
Source: RefSeq, a predicted model, not a curated record
AUGUCUACAGGUGGUCCUAUUGGUUCAUGGAGAAAUGAGAAUAGAGACGAAAGGGCAGCCUGGAGAAAAUGGAGACAUAAACGUGAAUGGGUGAAAUUUGCAAGACCCUGCAGAGAAGAGGAAGACAACUCCAAAAGAAACCCCAUUGCCCAAAUUAGUUCAGAUUUCCAUGCAAAACAGAAAAUUACCUACCGCAUUACUGGAAUCGGAAUUGAUCAGCCCCCUUUGGGAAUCUUUGUUGUUGACAGAAAUACUGGAGAUAUUAACAUAACAGCCAUAGUUGAUCGUGAGCAAACCCCAAAUUUCCACAUCACAUGUCAUGCGCUAAAUGCCUUAGGACAAGAGGUAGAGAAACCACUUAUAUUAACGGUCAAAAUCUUAGACAUCAAUGACAACCCUCCAGUGUUUUCACAAAGUGUAUUCAUGGGUGAAAUUGAAGAAAAUAGUCCUGCAAACUCUCUGGUGAUGAUACUGAACGCCACGGACGCAGAUGAACCAAACCAUCUGAACUCUAAAAUCGCCUUCAAAAUCGUCUCCCAGGAGCCCGCAGGCAUCCCCAUGUUCCUCAUGAGCAGACACAGCGGGGAAGUCCGCACUUUGACCAAUUCUCUUGAUCGAGAGCAAGUGAGCAGCUACCGUCUGAUUGUGAGUGGCGCAGACCAAGAUGGAGAAGGAUUAUCAAGCCAGUGUGAAAGCAGCAUCAAAGUGAAGGAUGUCAAUGACAACUUCCCAAUGUUCAAAGAAUCUCAGUAUUCAGUGAGUAUUGAGGAAAACACUUUGAGUUCUGAGUUACUUCGAUUUCAAGUAAUAGAUUUGGACGAAGAGUUCACAGAUAAUUGGCUGGCAGAGUAUUUCUUUACCUCUGGCAACGAAGGGAAUUGGUUUGAAAUACAAACUGACGCCAGGACUAACGAAGGCAUCCUGAAGGUGGUUAAGCCGCUAGAUUAUGAACAACUACAAAAUGCACAAUUUAGUAUCGCCGUCAAAAACAAAGCUGAAUUUCACCAAUCUGUAAUCUCUCAAUAUCGAGUCCAGUCAACCCAAGUCAAAGUUCAAGUUAUAAAUGUGCGAGAAGGAAUUGCAUUCCGCCCUGCUUCCAAGACGUUUACUGUCCAGAAAGGCAUAAGUAGGAAAAAGUUGAUCAAUUACAUCCUCGGAACGUAUGCAGCCAUUGAUGAAGACACUGGCAAACCUGCUUCAAAUGUCAGAUAUGCCCUCGGACGGAAUGAUGGUGGUUUUCUAAUUAUUGACUCAAAAACGGCUCAAAUCAAAUUUGCCAGAAACAUGGUUCGGGAUUCUACUUUCAUAUUUAACAGGACAAUCAUAGCAGAGGUUCUAGCCAUCGAUGAAAACACGGGCAAGACAUCUACAGGCACCGUCUAUGUUGAAGUGCCUGGUUUUAAUGAAAAUUGUCCAACAACUGUCCUGGAAAAGGAAAGGAUCUGCAGCUCAUCGCCUUCCGUGGUUGUCUCCGCGAGAGCGCAGGACGGUGAUAGAUACACUGGCCCCUACACGUUUUCACUGGAGGAUGAAAGUGUAAAACUGCCCAUCGUGUGGCGGAUCACCACCGUUAACGCCACCUCUGCACUGCUGACCACCCAGCAGCAGCUGCCCCCCGGGAGGUACCCCAUCUCCCUCGUGAUCGCAGACAGACAAGACAGGCAGUGUGACACUCCAGAAGGCCUGGCUGUGGAGGUGUGUCAGUGUGACAACAGGGACACCUGUACAGAGCCCCAGCCCGGGCCCAGGUAUGGAGACCAGCCAUCUGGGAGGCUGGGGCCCAACGCCAUCGGCCUGAUCCUGCUUGGCCUUUUGCUGUUGCUGUUGGCCCCCCUUCUGCUGCUGACCUGUGACUGUGGGAAGGGUCCCAUUGGGGGAGCAACAACUGGAUUCAUCCCAGUUCCUGAGGGCUCAGAAGGAACGAUUCACCAAUGGGGGAUCGAAGGGGCCCAACCUGAAGACAAGGGUUUGCAGGAAAUCACAAAUAUUUGUGUGCCACUUAUAACCUCCAAUGGAGCUGAUUUCAUGGAAAAUUCUGAUGUUUGUAUGAAUGCCUGUGCCAGAGGAAUGACGGCGGAAGGAGCUUCGGGCAUGGAACUGACCACCAACCUUGGAGCAGCCGCGGGAUCUGGAGCAGCCACGGGAUCUGGGGCAGCUGCGGGGUUUGGAGCCACCACUGGACUUGGCUUCUGCUCUGCAGGCCAGUCGGGAACCAUGCGAACAAGGCAUUCCACUGGGGGGACCCACAGAGAAUGUGGUGAAGGAGUAAUAAGCAUGAAUUUCUUGGAGUCCUACUUUUCCCAGAAAGCAUUCGCCUGCGCAGAGCAAGACGAUGGCCAGGAAGCAAAUGACUGCUUGCUGAUCUACGACAACGAAGGCCUGGGGGCCCCCAGCUCCCCCGUGGGCUCCCUGGGCUGCUGCAGCUUCAUUGCUGAUGACCUGGAUGAGAGCUUCUUGGACUCGCUGGGCCCAAAAUUUAAACAACUCGCAGAGAUCAGCCUGGGGCUCGAUGGCAAAGGCCAACAGUCUCAGCUGCCCACCCACGGCAGCGGUUCCGGGACGGGCGCCUGUGGCCACUCCGUAGAGAUCCAGCACUCGGAGCUGUCUGGGGGCCAGACCACGUCGGGCGGCCAAGGAGCUUGCGCUUGGUCUGCUUCGGGCUCUGUCCUCCAGCCGGCCAUUUGCAUCCCCGACCCCCUGCAGCAGGGCGGCUACUUGGUGACGGAGACUUACUCGGCUUCUGGCUCCCUCGCGCAACCCCCCACCGCGGCCUUGGACCCGCUUCUCAUGCAGAAUGUGGUCAUGACAGAAAGAGUGAUCUGUCCCAUCGCCAGUGGCCAUGGCCACCUCCAUGGUGCCGCUGAGCUGCGAGGGUCGUGUAACAUGAUCUACACAGAAGACCCUUGUUCCCGUCUGAUAUGACCAGAGUGACCUGGAGUAGCAUGCUGGCCCCAUAGAGAUAUUUGGACCAAAUUAUCCGUAAUGGCAUUGCAAGUCUCAGUAUUGGUGUAAUUGGGCACCUACUUGCUACGCUCAUAAAGGGAUCAUAAUUACAGUUGAAAUUUUCUAGUUCAUACCCCCAAAGUGAAGAUGCUGCCACUCUUAAUUCUCAAAUACUAUUCAAGUGGUAGUAAAUGUUAAUGCUUUUUAAAAAAUCUUCACAUACUCAGUAGGAAAAUUCCCCAACAAUUUUUGAACUUCUGCUUUUGCAGCACCAAAGAAAGGCAUCCAACGCUUUAAAAUGCAAUGCACUUUUAGGAGAUCAAGCACUUGGAGUCAAGAGUCCUGGUUCUUGUCUCUGUCGCCUUUUCUUGUAUCAUUAAUAAUGAUGUACAAGUCUAAGGUGUUGGCCAAAGCAUCUUUAGUUACUCAGGAGGGGAAAAGAGAACUACUCAGAGUUGAGUUGUUUCUAUCUUCUUGGUGCUGGGAGACCCUAAGCACAUCUUUUCCUCAAGCUAAGGGGCUACUGAUUUAUGCAGUAAACUUGCUACAACUAUAUGCCUCCUAUUCUAAGAAUAAGGCAAUUUUAUCAUAGAACAUUUAAGAAAGGUUUGUAAGUUGUAAAUAGUAUCUGGGGUUUCUUUAUUCAUCUUGAAAUGAUCUAUGCAAAGAAAAUGUUUUACACUGAACUCCUUCCUACACCACUUCUUAGUAACAAAUCCUGUAUUAAUAGUUAAAAAUGUUCCUUAUUUUUCAAAUGUCAGUGGGUAAAUGGAAUUUACAUAUGACAACAUGUCAUGAUGUUUAUUAUGUUAACAACAUCUACAGACUUUGUGGAAAUACAAAACAUGGCUUUCUCAUGAGCAAAAGGGGCUUCUGACUAAAAUAGCACGAGAUGACAUUUGUGAAUAUGUAUUAUAAGCAGCAUUUCAGGUUCAACAGGAUAUGAAAAGGGAUUACCAGGAACAUCGAUUUUUUUCAAGCCUCGCUCUUUUUUUUUUUUUAAUUAAACAGCUACAGCAAUUUCACUCUUUUUUUUAAUAUAUUCUAUUGAUUUUUUACAGAGAAGAAGGGAGAGGGAUAGAGAGCUAGAAAC